Molecule: messenger RNA, 372 nt
Organism: Sphenostylis stenocarpa
Lineage: Eukaryota; Viridiplantae; Streptophyta; Magnoliopsida; Fabales; Fabaceae
Source: the annotation of a GenBank genome assembly
AUGGCAAAACCUACCAACAAUAUGCAUUCAAUGUCAAAUUUCAUUUCUGCACCCCAGCCCUAUUGUACUGUGACAGCAGCAAAAAGCUUGGCAGGACACAGGGCUCGCAGAACAGAAAGUGAAGACAAGAGGAUUGAUGAGAAGAUACUUAUAAUGUUUGAGGAUUUAGGAAGAUGUCUUGGACACAUGAGAGAGAAUGAGAUGGUGGUGAAAUUAUCUCGCUUGUCUACGAUGAGCUUGAGGAAUAUUAUAGAUCACACACUUCAUUUUCAAUUGAUAAUUCGACUAUACUUAUUGUCAAGGAGUUUAAUGGAGCACCUUGUAUCUAUGGGCCAUAUUGUUAUUGACAAUUAUGUUGAUAAGAUUGAUUGA